UCGUGUCUGCGGAGGAGAGGCUCAUAAAUGUGCACCAAGUCUCGGUGCUCGUCGCGCUAAAUUGUCUCAGCCAGUGACAAAAAGGCAAAAAAGUCCGAACGAAAUCGGAGCGGUUCCGGUUUUGGUGUUCCGUCCGACUCUCUCCGGUCUAUUUUCACCGCCAUGGGACAGAAUUAAAUGCGACGUGCUGAACAGAUGAAAGUACUGCCCCCGUCGUGUCUGCAGCUCCCAUCUGCCGCCGUGAUGGACCGCAUCCCACUGCCCCUGCCCUUCUCGCCCGACCUGCUGUGGCGCUACCCCCUGUCCUUCCCCGGUGGCCAGCAGAACCAGCAACAGUCCCAGUUCAAUGGGUCGUCCUCACAGCAGCCCAGCCUCGACCUCAAGACGCAUUUGCCUUCCAGUUUGGCCUCCGACCCGCGCCACUGGUCGCGCGAAGACGUGCUCGCCUUCCUCAGGUGGUGCGAGCGCGAGUUCGACCUGCCCAGGUUCGACGCCGACACCUUCCAGAUGAAUGGCAAGGCGUUGUGCCUCCUCACGAAAACAGACCUGAAUGAACGUGCGCCUGGCGCCGGCGACGUCCUGCACAACGUGCUGCACAUGCUGAGCAAAGAGGCGCAGAACCAGGCUGUGGCGGCCGCGUGCGCCGCCGCCGUGCGGGCGCUGCCCUCAAGUCCGGUGACGCCGACGGCCCGGCUGGCGUACGGCCCGUGGCAACUGGACCUGCACUCGCUGCAGGGCCACCUGGCGCAGGCCGGCAACUCGGUCACCCUGAGCCCGGCGCCCUCCACCGACAGCCAGCAGGGCUCGCCACAGCACCACACGGCCGCCGCCGAGCAGCAAACGGCCGCCGCCACGCACUUCCUCUACAGAAACUCAGACAACGAGUCCGAAGAGGAGACGUACCGUGAGAGCUCCAGCCCCAGGCGCUCCCCCGACAGCAGAAGACCCCCGGCCGUCUCCGUCCCACCCCCGCUCUCCCCCAAGGAGUCCACGCUGUCCCCCACCACACCCACACUGCCCUUCAGCCCCGGACUCAGCCCGGGCUUCAGAGGCGCCAGGGAGUUCUUCCCCAGUGACGCUUCCCCCACGCCUGAGCCCAACACAAAUGGUAGACUUCUGUGGGACUUCCUGCAGCAACUGCUGAACGACCCUGCUCAGAGGUACACAAGUUACAUUGCCUGGAAGAGCCGCGACACCGGCGUCUUCAAGAUUGUGGACCCCGCUGGUCUGGCCAAGUUGUGGGGCAUCCAGAAGAACCACCUAUCCAUGAACUACGACAAGAUGUCCAGAGCUCUGCGCUACUAUUACCGCGUCAACAUCCUGCGCAAGGUCCAGGGCGAGCGCCACUGCUACCAGUUCCUGCGCAACCCCAGCGAGCUGAAGAACAUCAAAAACAUCUCGCUGCUGAGACAACAGGUGGCCGCCUCGCAGCAGCCCUCCUCGCCGCCCGGCCGCUCCUCUGCGGUCAAAAUGGAGGCCGCAGACUACAGCGACAUGCCCACCGACCUGAGUAUGGAAGGACCCACUGACCUGAGCAGCCGGUGUCCUCCGUCGGACCUGCUCGAGCUGCGGUGGGGCAAGCCACAAGACGACGCCAUCAAGUCCGAGUCGUCCGACUAACAAGCCCAACGAGACAUUCCCACAUUUGGAAAAUUUGAUGAUUAAUUCAUUACACUGGCAAUCAACCAAUUGACAAUUUGCAAUCACAAAACAACUGAGAAGCACUUGUUGUGAUACGAUUUAAAGCCAACUUUAUAUAGCUAGGACGUCUCUCGUGCCAUUUGUAGAGGACAGGUUUUAUUUGAGAGUGGCUGGCCUGUCAACUGAUUUUUUUUUCUCGAAACCGAUUCAACUGAUUCAAGAGUUCUGUUUUAUGUACAUAUAUAAAAACUGGACACCAGCUGAUUUUAUAUUCUACGAUGUGUAUUUUAAAUGAAAAUGUAUUUUCUUUCUUGAAAGGAGAAAGUCCUCCUCCGAUCGACUGACGAUGUCAGAAAAGCAGCCCUGGCUAGACCGAGGCUGCGCGAAAUUUCAGUGGCAAUGCCACAUUAAACAAGUGGUUAUUUUGUACGAAGAAGCAAAAAUGUUUUGUUUUGCCACUAAAACUUGCGAGGUCUUCCCUGUGAUCAGAUCCAAUUGCUAAAUCCAACUGUAAAUCUUUGUGAAAAAUAUACUAUUAGAGAGAAAACCUGAUGAUGAUGUGUAUAUAUUUAAAGUGAAAAAGAAGAAAGAGGAUUAUUGAGAGAGAGAGAGAGAGAGAGAAAAGUACACACAGAAAAUAGAUUAUAUAUUGAGAUAUAUUUAAAACUGCAGUGCUUUUAAUAAAGAGGUGAGUUAAGAGAUAAUGCUUAAUCUUAAUUAGUUGUUAAUGUUCCCUUUCAAUUUCUCAUUUCCUCAGAAUUUGUUAUUGGUUGUAUAGAUCAUUUUGACGGUGUGAGGGUCUUGUCUUAACGAUUGCAUGCUAACACAUGAAAACACUCGAUCACCAUAAUUAUAUUUUUACUCCGUGUAUAACAAAACAAAAUCGUCAGACGUGUUUUUGCUCAAAUUUCCUAUUUUUUUCUCUGGAUAACCAACUUUUCAAUUCACUACAUAGAUUGAGCACCUAAUUAUUUUGUUGAUUAAUUGCUUUUUAGGAAGGCAGCUGCUACCUGUCAUUUACGAUUGUUGCUGUUCAAAUUUGAAAAAGAAAGGAAAAUGCCUAAUUAUAUUUCCUGAAUGAAGCGAGGAGUUAAAUUUGUUAGAUGUUUAAAGAUCUCAUGGCUUGGUUUAAACAAAAAGAUCAUUUAACUUUGCAUGUUGUGAAUUUUGUAUUUUGGAGAGAAAUUAAAGUGUACACAAAAUGAAAUGAGUACUAUUACUGUAGCUGUACUGUGUUUCAUGCAGUUUCAAAAUUAAAAACGGACAUUAAAUUGCAAAGAGGUCAA
Neocloeon triangulifer is the source of this 2927-nucleotide messenger RNA. It is a transcript of the gene aop, whose product is annotated as ets DNA-binding protein pokkuri. Gene Ontology annotation, molecular function: DNA-binding transcription factor activity, RNA polymerase II-specific; sequence-specific DNA binding. NCBI's taxonomy places the organism in Eukaryota, Metazoa, Arthropoda, Insecta, Ephemeroptera, Baetidae. The record is from RefSeq and is a predicted model, not a curated record. The transcript is spliced from 5 exons. Gene Ontology annotation, biological process: regulation of transcription by RNA polymerase II; cell differentiation. The coding region runs from base 178 to 1620 and encodes 480 amino acids. Gene Ontology annotation, cellular component: nucleus.